This is a messenger RNA of Topomyia yanbarensis, 653 nucleotides long. RefSeq names its product peptidyl-prolyl cis-trans isomerase-like 1 (gene Cypl). Gene Ontology annotation, biological process: protein peptidyl-prolyl isomerization. The transcript has 2 exons. Gene Ontology annotation, cellular component: catalytic step 2 spliceosome. Gene Ontology annotation, molecular function: peptidyl-prolyl cis-trans isomerase activity. NCBI's taxonomy places the organism in Eukaryota, Metazoa, Arthropoda, Insecta, Diptera, Culicidae. The record is from RefSeq and is a predicted model, not a curated record. The coding region runs from base 87 to 614 and encodes 175 amino acids.
CAAAGCAAACGUCAAAUUUUGUUUGUAGGUAAAUAGGUUUUAAAUCGCUCUACCUGUGCAGUAAUUUUGUAACAGUUCCAGAAAUCAUGCUCGCGCUACAAACAGGAACCACAACCGGAAUUCCAGACAAGCUAUGGCAGCCUCAUUUUGUGACAUUCGAGACGACAAUGGGUGAAAUUUCGAUCGAACUUUACUGGAAGCACGCUCCGAACACCUGCCGAAAUUUCGCUGAGCUCACUCGGCGCGGGUACUACAAUGGAACCAUUCUUCAUCGGAUCAUACGAGAUUUCAUGAUACAGGGCGGCGAUCCCACCGGUACCGGUCGGGGAGGACAAUCCAUUUACGGAUCAACAUUUGCCGAUGAAAUUAAUGCCGAUUUGAAGCACACCGGUGCCGGAGUGCUUUCGAUGGCCAAUUCCGGCCCGGAUACGAAUGCGUCACAGUUUUUCAUCACCUUAGCUCCCACGCAGUGGCUGGACGGCAAGCAUACGAUUUUUGGACGGGUUCACACGGGAAUGCAGGCGGUGAAGCGGAUAGGGCAGGUGGAAACGGAUAAGAAUGAUCGUCCCGUGGAACAGGUCAAGAUUCUGAAGGGAAAGGUUGAAAAGUACUGAGAUAAUUUAAUAAUAAAUAAAAUAUUUUUUAAAUUGUAA